Lolium perenne is the source of this 534-nucleotide messenger RNA. RefSeq names its product replication protein A 32 kDa subunit B-like. Gene Ontology annotation, molecular function: single-stranded DNA binding. The record is from RefSeq and is a predicted model, not a curated record. Gene Ontology annotation, cellular component: DNA replication factor A complex; chromosome, telomeric region; site of double-strand break. Gene Ontology annotation, biological process: DNA replication; nucleotide-excision repair; double-strand break repair via homologous recombination. Lineage: Eukaryota; Viridiplantae; Streptophyta; Magnoliopsida; Poales; Poaceae.
AUGAACUGCAAGGAGGAGGCCAUAGAAGAAGAUCCUGCAGAUUUACCCGGUUCAGGGGCUAUUGUACCUGUAUCAUCGGCUUCCUUCAUUCGGAUACUAGACGCAUGGAAGAAGCGGAAGGGAAGUGUACUAGUUGUGAACAACACAGUUCUUUCCACUGUCAGGAUAAUUGGCCGUAUACGGAGCAAGAUUGCGGAUGACAGAAAAGGAUCAUUCAAGAUUGAAGAUUGCACUGGUGAGAUUAAGGCAGUGAUAUGGUUCACCUGCAGCAGACAAGAACUAGACUGCAUUCAAGAUGAUUCAUACGCCAAGGUGGUAGGAAGGAUCAAAUUAGAUGGAUCAAUUCCAGAAAUUCUCUGUUAUAGCUGCAAGAUUGUUACAGACUUCAACGAUAUCACCCACCACCACCUGAGUGUAAUAGCGACACACGUAGACCUGGUGCACAGACCGAUAACAGGUUUUCCCGACACGUGGUGGGCCAACCUGGAGAUUGCAGCAGCAAAUCCGAGGGAAGACAUGGGGCCCACCAUCUGA